This is a messenger RNA of Trichophyton verrucosum HKI 0517, 1122 nucleotides long. RefSeq lists its product as uncharacterized. Lineage: Eukaryota; Fungi; Ascomycota; Eurotiomycetes; Onygenales; Arthrodermataceae. Gene Ontology annotation, cellular component: nucleus. Gene Ontology annotation, biological process: base-excision repair. The coding region runs from base 1 to 1122 and encodes 373 amino acids. The transcript is spliced from 2 exons. Gene Ontology annotation, molecular function: damaged DNA binding; DNA-(apurinic or apyrimidinic site) endonuclease activity; zinc ion binding. The record is from RefSeq and is a predicted model, not a curated record.
AUGCCUGAGCUUGCAGAAGUUGCACGGAUAGUGAACUAUAUCAAAAAGCAUCUGGUAGGACACACAAUUGCCAAAGUUGUAGCCAACCAUGACGACCUUCUGUUCGGCAAGGUUGGCACCAGUGCCGACGAGUUCAAGAAACAUAUGCAUGGGAAAACCGUCAUAGGAGCUGGGCAGCAGGGCAAAUAUUUCUGGAUGAUCAUGUCUUCGCCUCCGCACCCUGUCAUGCAUUUUGGAAUGACGGGUUGGCUGAAGAUAAGGAGUGAAAACACUUACUACCGCAGCAACGGUAAAGACGAGAACUUUGAGGCAGACGUUUGGCCUCCAAAGUUUUGGAAGUUCUUGCUUGAGACGGAUAACGAGCCUAAGACUGAGGCUGCGUUUGUGGAUGCAAGGAGAUUGGGCCGUGUUAGGCUUGUAGAUUGCCCCGGGGACGAGAUACGGAAGUAUACGCCUCUAAAGGAGAAUGGGCCUGAUCCGGUCAUUGACAAGGCCAUCUUGACGGAAGACUGGUUGAAGGCUCUAGUGCGGCGGAAGAAGGUUCCUAUAAAGGCUCUGUUGUUGGAUCAGGCCAAUAUUAGUGGACUGGGGAAUUGGAUGGGUGAUACACUCCGGGACAGUCAGAUCAAGGAGUUACACUCAUCUAUCAACUACGUGUGUUCUGUAUCUGUUGAUCUGAAAGGAGAAUCUUCUGACUUCCCUACGGACUGGCUAUUCCAUCAUCGAUGGAAUAAGGGAAAGAAAGGUGCAGCGGGCAAACUUCCCAGUGGCGAGCCCAUUGUCUUCGUCACCGUUGGUGGCCGAACAAGUGCUGUUGUCCCAUCGGUGCAGAAGAAGGGCGGUGAAGAUGAUGAGGAAGAAACAGAUACCAAGCCUAAGAAGGCCGCAGGCAAGGCAAAGGCGACUCCAAAAGUGAAAGCCGAGGAAAAAGAUGGCGCCGAUGCAUCCACACCAGCAACUCCGAGCAAGAAGCGUAAGCAACCUGCUGCAAAAGCUGUCAAGGAAGAAGAUAGUGCGGCAACUACGCCGGCAUCGAAGAAAUCCAGGGCUACCAAAGCCAAAGCCGAACCUGAGGCGCCAAAGGUACCGUUAAGAAGGGGUCGAUCCGCAGCGAAGAACUAA